AUUAAUUUCAUAUCAAAGGCCGUGGAGUCUGGGUACGAAAGCUGUGGACGAAAUAUGCUGGUAGAACGCUUGGAUUGACCUAUCCUAGACAUGAUUUUGCUGAGCAGAAGAGCCGUUGAUAUAUUUAUAUCAUUAACCUUGGCCGCUAUUGUUCUUAUCGCCUGGGGCUUUGUGAUCUAUGCUGGGCGUAUUACCGCAGUCAAGACCUAUCCUGAGUUGGCUGAAAACGUCUGAUUCUAGAGGCUGAGCAUCUGAUACUCUAGUCUCCGACCUCAAGAAAGAUGGAGACUCCUCCAAGAAAAUGCCAGGUGGUGAUGAGGAAGAUCAACCUUGGUGAGAAAGCAACCAUGCACAGGUGUGUCGUUCCCAUCAAGAGACUCCAAAUCAGCAACAGGACGUCACUGAAAUCACAGCGAGGAAGCAACAAGCUGUCCCACGUCCAACUCCAGAAGCUACAGGUUCUCCUGCAGAAGUUGAAGCUGAGCAAGGACAGACUUGACAAACCGGUUGUUGUCCAGGGUGACAAAGGACAUAGGGAAGACAUAGUGGAGAAAACUCUUUUGACAGUACAGCUUCGGAAACUUAGAGUGCUUCUCAACAAGCUGAAACCGAAUGAUCGAUGUGACAUCACGGUAACGCAAGACACCAAAGAGAAUGAAGAGAAACCUGUGAAGAGUAGUCUUUCCAAUGUUCAGCUCCUCAAAUUCAAGGUGUUGCUAAGCAAGGUGAAGCUGAACAAAGAUGGCUCGAUCAUGGCUCAUGACAAGAAGAACAGAGACAACAUGGAACGAACUCUGUCCAAUGUCCAACUUCAUAAACUGAAAAUACUUCUCAGCAAGCUAAAACUAAGCAACGACAUACAGGAUUCAUCCAUCAUCGUCGAUAAAGAAUGUGGAAUUGUGACAUGCCAGCAUUCCUUUUCUGCGAUGAACAAAAAGCGUUUCCGAGUUCUUCUAAGGAGACUCAAGCUCAACAACAUUCUGAAGGGCCAUGACCACACUCUUUUCAUCGAUAAGGAACUGGGCUUUGUAACGAAUCCUUACCUUCUCCCAAGCUAUUGUCGAGGUCAUGUCUGUAAACCCCAUCAUAGCGUGCUCAAGUUCCGAAGAAGCCGCGCCAGGCAGUGCCGUGUACGCAUCAAGAAGAUAAACCUGUAACCACUAUCUCUUCUUACGACUCAGAGAUCGUUCUCCAUAUACAUUUUUUUAUCUUUUCAGAAUCAGAUCUUAUUUUAUUUUCCAAGGUUUUCAGAGCUUUUUCUGAAAGAAAUAGAGGAAGGUUACGCAGAUAUAGAACAUUGCUAUAUUUGUCUCAAUGAAAUACCUGCCUGCCUAGUGGUAGACAAUGACUCAAAACCAAUAUAAAUCAUUAGCCGAAUGAUCAUUGAUCAAUCAAUCCUAUCGAUAAGUCUUUGCUUAACCCUUAUUUUAAUUUUGGUGUGAAUUUAUUUUGGAAUAUCAAUAUCUCUUAGACAGGUACUAUGAAAGGUAAUUUUUGUUUCUUUCUUUUAUGAAGUACCGGUAGUUGGGCUAACUUUGAAUAAUAAUUACUUUUUAAGCAAGUCUUAAAGGUACUAUGUCCCAUUUGCAGGCCAACAAAAUUAAAAGGUUAAAUUCCAACGGCAUUUGAAAGAUAA
Messenger RNA from Strongylocentrotus purpuratus (purple sea urchin), 1636 nucleotides. RefSeq lists its product as uncharacterized. Lineage: Eukaryota; Metazoa; Echinodermata; Echinoidea; Camarodonta; Strongylocentrotidae. The coding region runs from base 282 to 1157 and encodes 291 amino acids. The record is from RefSeq and is a predicted model, not a curated record. The transcript has 3 exons.